AUGCACACAGUGACACUAAGAGACCUGAUGCGGAUAUGGAUGCUGUUUCUGUGGUGUGCAUCAUGUAACUGUGGACCAGAUCCCAGGAAGCGGGAGGCUCUGAUAAGGCUGGAGGCGUCUAGACGGACAGGAGGCAACAUAACACUGAAUGAGAGAGAGAAACUGCUUGACGGAAAGCUUCAGAAACUGAAGCAGCACGAUAUGGAAGCAAGACAGUUCCCACCGUCCAUGCAUUUCUUCAAGGCAAAGCACCUCAUCGAUCAAAGUCCUGUCUUUAGCUUGCUUCAGAAGAUGCCUAAAGGUGCAGCCCUGCAUGUUCAUGACUUUGCUAUGGUAGGUGUGGAUUGGCUGGUGAAGAACGUGACCUAUAGAGAGAACUGCUACGUGUGUUUCACACAUGAGCAGACCGUGCGGUUUAUCUUCUCCUCUGGACAGCCUGCAUCUCGUCCACACUGCUCCUCAUGGACUUUGCUCAGAUCCCUCAGGGAGAAGAUUAUUAAAAGCAGUGCUUUUUUGGACAGGUGUUGUAUCAUAAAACUAUACUUCAUUCGAAAUCUCACACUCUUCACCGAGGACCCAGACAGAGCCUAUCCUAGCCAAGAUACUGUGUGGAAGAGAUUUAAGCAGGCUUUCUUAGUGGCCUAUGGGCUGGUCACCUAUGCACCUGUGUUCAAAGACUACCUCUAUGAAGGUCUCAGACAGUUUUAUGAGGACAACAUCAUGUAUGUGGAAAUCAGGGCGCUACUGCCAGUGACAUAUGAACUUGAUGGCAAAUUAAAUAAUAAGGACUGGAGUAUGAGGGCCUGCCAGGACGUUGUGAGAAGAUUUACUGCAAACUACCCAGACUUCUUAGGGGCUCGGGUGAUUUUUACCGUCCACAGGGGUAUAAAUGCAGCUGAGGCGGUGAAGACCGUAGAGGAAGCAAUGACACUACACAGGAACUAUCCAGAUAUCAUGGCAGGCUUUGACUUUGUAGGACAAGAAGACCUUGGAAGACCUCUGUGGUACUUCAAGGACGCUUUGAGUCUACCUGAAGACAGGGGUGUUAACCUGCCCUACUUUUUCCACGCAGGAGAGACAGAUUCACAGGGAACAGAUGUCGAUCAAAACCUCAUGGAUGCUCUUCUAUUCAACACCACACGUAUAGGUCACGGCUUUGCUUUGGCACGUCAUCCUGUAGUUAAAGAGAUGUCUAGAAAGAUGGAUGUACCACUUGAAGUCUGUCCAAUCUCAAAUCAGGUGUUGAAACUGGUCUCAGACUUGCGGGACCACCCAGCGGCAGUGCUGAUGGCUGAGGGUCAUCCUGUAGUGAUCAGCUCGGAUGACCCAGCUCUGUUUGGGGCCACUGCACUUUCACACGAUUUCUACGAAGCCUUCAUGGGCUUUGGAGGAAUGAGCUUUAAUUUAGGCACAUUGAAAGAGCUGGUCAUAAACUCCCUCAGGUACAGCUCAUUGCCAAGUCAAACUAAGAAAAAGGCUAUUGAGGUAUUGCUGGUAAAAUGGGACAAGUUUGUCUCGGAAAGUUUACUGUAGACUACUUCAACAUGUGGUCUCUGAACCAGGAUGUUUUAAACAUGCUCUAAGGCCAUUUUUACAGGAUGGUUUCCUCUUAUGUUUGUCAUAUUGGUGAACAUACUGGGGUGUGAUAUUAUCUUGAGCUGGCCUGUGCUGCCAUCUGGUGCAGAAUCUACUGAAUGUACUGAAUAUCUUGACUUCCAUUGAAACAAAAUGGAGGACUCCAGUCCAGUGCUUGAACCUUCAGGCUGAUGACAGCGGUUUUGUGUGCAAUUUUGUGAAUUUUUAUGACAGCAAAGUCACACAACAUAUAGGUGUUUACAAGGUAGACAACUUCAGGACACCUGAUAAACCAGAAAAACUGUGAUGUACAAUGUCAGUUAAUUGUUUUAUUUGAAAAAGUAGUUCUUAAAGGAAUAGUUUACCUAAAAAAGAAAAGUUGCUGAAAUUGUACUCACCCUCAGGCCAUUCGGGAUGUAGAUAAGUUUGUUUCUUCAUCUUUACCAAUGGAUCCUCUCUGCAGUGAAUGGGUGCCGUCAGUAUGAAAGUCGAGACAGCUGACCCAAUAAUCCACAUGACUCCAGUGAAGCAAAAUCUUGCAUGUUUGUAAUAAACAAAAACAAAAAUAUACAGCGUUUUUAACUGUUGCUUCCAGUUAAAAUAGUGUCUUUCAUCUAUAAUAUUGCUUAAUAUUUUGAUGUAAGGAGACAAAAGGGGGAUAAACUUUACUGGAGGAAGUGUUAUUAUGGAUUAUAUUGAUACUUCACAAGACAUUAACCGAUGGACUGGAGUUGUGGAUUAUUGUGAUGUUUUUAUCAGCUGUUAGGACUUUCAUUCUGGCAGCAUCCACUCACUGCAGGGGAUCCACUGAUGCGCAAGUGAUUUAAUGCUAAUCCAAGCCUGUUCCAAUGAAGAAACAAACUCACUUGAAUUUUUUAUUUUUAUUUAUUUUUUCACAUUUUCAUUUUUGGUUGUCCUAUUCCUUUAAACUUUUCUACUUUUAAACUAAGUACAUUUUUACUUUAACAACCUUUGUAGGC
Messenger RNA from Cyprinus carpio (common carp), 2555 nucleotides. RefSeq names its product adenosine deaminase 2-A. Gene Ontology annotation, biological process: adenosine catabolic process; inosine biosynthetic process. Bases 1 to 1533 code for a protein of 510 amino acids. The transcript has 9 exons. The record is from RefSeq and is a predicted model, not a curated record. Lineage: Eukaryota; Metazoa; Chordata; Actinopteri; Cypriniformes; Cyprinidae. Gene Ontology annotation, molecular function: adenosine deaminase activity.